AGCGAAGUGCCGCUCUCCCCGGAACCGGAAGCAGCGUGUGCGGUGCGGCCAUGGCGCGCGAGAAGCAGCCGGAGGCGGCGGCCGAGGCGGAGGGAACUCCUGAGCGCUCGUACCGGGAGCAGCUCGACUUCCUGAACCCCAUCGCCCAGCCGCUCGCCUCCCGCAAGCUGACGCGCAAGCUGUACAAGUGCAUCCGGAAAGCCUCCAAGCACAAGCAGAUCCGUCGUGGCGUGAAGGAGGUCCAGAAGUUCAUCAACAAGGGCGAGAAGGGGAUCACGGUGCUGGCCGGCGACACGCAGCCCAUCGAUGUGUACUGCCACAUCCCCAUCAUGUGCGAAGACAGGAACCUCCCCUAUGCAUACGUCCCUUCCAAAUCGGACCUGGGAGCCGCAGCAGGCUCGAAGCGCCCGACCUGUGUCAUCAUGAUCAAGCCCCACGAGGAGUACCAGGAGACAUACAACGAGUGCUUGGAGGAGGUGGAAGCCCUGCCGCUGCCGCUGUGAAGAGCCGGGGACGGGCUGCGCCCCGCGGGGCGGUGGCGGGGGUCGCUCCUCGGCCCCCUGCCCGCAGGGACACUGCCGAGGGCGCUGGGGAGCGCUAUGGGCGUGAAUAAAGUUGUGCGGGUUUUGCAGGACGCAGUCCC
This is a messenger RNA of Cuculus canorus (common cuckoo), 643 nucleotides long. It is a transcript of the gene NHP2, whose product is annotated as NHP2 ribonucleoprotein. The record is from RefSeq and is a predicted model, not a curated record. Gene Ontology annotation, cellular component: nucleolus; box H/ACA snoRNP complex. The coding region runs from base 51 to 503 and encodes 150 amino acids. Gene Ontology annotation, biological process: rRNA pseudouridine synthesis; snRNA pseudouridine synthesis. Gene Ontology annotation, molecular function: box H/ACA snoRNA binding. The transcript has 4 exons. Lineage: Eukaryota; Metazoa; Chordata; Aves; Cuculiformes; Cuculidae.